AUAGUAUGAAAAAUUGCGCCGGCAGGAAACUUGAAAUUUGUGAGAGAACAGUUGACGACGCAAAAAAUAAACAGACGGACCACACUACUUCAUUCAAUAGCAGACGCUCCUGCUGUGCUUAGAUUUAUCUAUUGUGUCUUAUUCGUCGCAAAUUGGACAUUUUUUGUUAAUGUUGCAACACAUUGACAAAUCUAUCCCUAUCUCCUUGAUCUCACGAGCUUUUUCUUGUAUUCGGUUCCACCGUUCUGUUCUUUGUCGAUUUGUUGGUUGUUAAACUUCAUGUUGAUGUUUUGACAACGUUUGUCUUCAUGGGCCUCUUUGACAAGCUUGUGACCCUUUUUGGUUUACGCAAACAAGAAGUAAAAGUUUUAGUGGUUGGAUUGAAUAACAGUGGAAAAACCACUGUUCUGAACCACUUCAAAUCUGAAGAUGACAAGUCUACAGAAAUUGUGCCGACAGUUGGCUUCAACAUCGAAAAGUUUAAAAACCAGAACGUGGGCUUCACGGCGCUCGACAUGUCGGGGCAGGGGCGGUACCGCGACCUCUGGGAGUUCUACUACAAGGACUGCCAGGGCAUCAUCUUCGUGGUGGACUCGAGCGACCGCCUGAGGCUGGCGGUGGUGCGGCACGAGCUGGACCUGCUGCUGCAGCACCCGGACGUGUCCAGCCGCGCCCUGCCCAUCCUCUUCCUGGCCAACAAGAUGGACCAGCGCGACGCGCUGUCCUCCGUCAAGAUCGCGUCCGGCCUGGGCCUCGACCGCAUCCUGGACAAGCCGUGGCACAUCUGCGCGUCCAACGCCAUCACGGGCGAGGGUCUGGAGGAGGGCGUCACCUGGUUCACGCAGCAGGUCCGCCAGGUGGGGCAGCCCGGCAACCGGCCCAACCGCACGGGCCCGCUGGCCUCGGGGAAGAACAACUAGGGCCCCUCAUGGGUUGGCCUACCCCAGAGGCAUGUUUUUCGAUACAAUUUUGACCUGAUCAUGACAUAUUCCAGUAUCGUUUGUGGUUUAAUUUUUUCUCAUUCAUGUAGCGCAAUUUUUUAUUUUCGCACUGCACUGACUGUUUUUGUUGAAUUUCACAUAACACCAUGACGCACAAAUUUGUUUAUUUUCCGAUUUUAAAGUAGAUACUUUUUUUUAACGGAGUCAGGGGAAAAUACGCUAGUCAGUAUACGGUUUAUUUUCUAUUUUUAAUGUGAUGUGUAGCCUAGUCAUUUACUCAUUUACCUGAGAUGUGAAUUUUUAAAAGAAGUCUGCCAGGAAUCCGUCCAUGAGAUUUACUGAUAUACGACUAUUUGAAUUGGUUCGAUGUUUACAUACUGUAUUACGAUGUGUGGUCAUAUUCUCCUCAAAUGUAGUAAAACCCGUUAAUUAAUUUUUUGGGGGAUUUAGGGGGAAUUCAUGAACUGAAUAUUAACAUUCCAAAGUCUGCUGUAGGCCGUCCAUGGCACAUAUAAAUGCCAGUUUAGUAAAAACAAGUAUUUGUAUUAUAAGUGUGUGAAAUAAGUGAUAUUGUAUCGUCCGCUAUGUUUGCAAUUGUAUGAAGUGAUAAGAUUGACAUUUAUUAAAAUCGACAUUAUUUCACUGAA
Frankliniella occidentalis (western flower thrips) is the source of this 1588-nucleotide messenger RNA. It is a transcript of the gene Arl6, whose product is annotated as ADP-ribosylation factor-like protein 6. The record is from RefSeq and is a predicted model, not a curated record. Lineage: Eukaryota; Metazoa; Arthropoda; Insecta; Thysanoptera; Thripidae. Gene Ontology annotation, cellular component: cytoplasm; axoneme. Gene Ontology annotation, biological process: cilium assembly; vesicle-mediated transport; protein localization to cilium. The coding region runs from base 309 to 920 and encodes 203 amino acids. Gene Ontology annotation, molecular function: GTPase activity; GTP binding. The transcript is spliced from 3 exons.